AUGAUCGGGCAGGAUCUGCACGAUAAAAUCUCGGUUACGGCCAUCAAGCUGUAUCAACUUGACGCUGCCGCGGACUAUGCCCUAAAGCGUGGCCUCAUCCUCGUAGACACGAAGUUUGAGUUCGGGCUCGUUCCGUCGCCUUCCAGUGGGGAGGAGCUGAUCCUGGUCGACGACCUACUCACGCCAGACUCAUCUCGCUACUGGCCUGCGGAAGGAUACAAGCCCGGAGGAACGAACGGGUUUGAAAGCGGCCCGGAAGGAAAGGAGGGAGAAGGGUGGGUCAUGGAGACGAGUGUGGUGGAGGGCACAAGGGAGAGGUAUCUUGAAGCCUUGAGAAUGCUGGUGGGCGAAGACGUUACGUUGUAAGCGUCCCAUGAAAUUGUAGCCGUAUGUUCUCUCUUUAUAUAAUAAAGCCAGCGAAUAACGUUCAUCGCUCAGCGUGGUCUAGGCUACAGAAUGUUGUAUCUUUCAGGCUUCGAUCUUGCAGGCGUUCUUGUGGGACUAACAGUAAAAUCUAGUAAGUUUUGUCUAGG
This is a messenger RNA of Fomitopsis serialis, 533 nucleotides long. RefSeq lists its product as uncharacterized. The transcript is spliced from 2 exons. Lineage: Eukaryota; Fungi; Basidiomycota; Agaricomycetes; Polyporales; Fomitopsidaceae. Gene Ontology annotation, cellular component: cytoplasm. Gene Ontology annotation, biological process: 'de novo' IMP biosynthetic process. The record is from RefSeq and is a predicted model, not a curated record. Gene Ontology annotation, molecular function: phosphoribosylaminoimidazolesuccinocarboxamide synthase activity. The coding region runs from base 1 to 366 and encodes 121 amino acids.